Messenger RNA from Juglans microcarpa x Juglans regia, 2622 nucleotides. RefSeq lists its product as uncharacterized. The transcript is spliced from 4 exons. Lineage: Eukaryota; Viridiplantae; Streptophyta; Magnoliopsida; Fagales; Juglandaceae. The coding region runs from base 1 to 2622 and encodes 873 amino acids. The record is from RefSeq and is a predicted model, not a curated record.
AUGGGAAAGAAGCAGCAGUUUGCAGACCAAGACCGCUCUCUUUCUAUAGAAAGUAAUUAUCAUCCGGGAUGUACUGGGAAUAUACUUCAAAUUAUUAAGUACCAUCACUGGCGUCAUGCCAAGAAAACUUUUACACACAUGAGGCGUGCCGGCGGUAGGCAUUCACUGGCGGCCGGAGUUGGAAAUCCAGGUAACGAUAGUACCAAUGACUGCAGUAAAGCUAAAAUGCAUAAACAGAAUCGUGCUGAGAUGGAUCAAUAUCGUAUCCUUGGAGAAACGAUGACACGAUUCACUCCAGCACCAAAGAGUUCUGUUAAAGCCCGAAUAAAAGCAAUGAUUUCUGAGGAGAUGUACAGAAAGAAGGGCUGGCAUCACCGGAGUGAAACCUUUCCGGCUCGAUCACAUUUACGACGGAUUGAUUCCAUUCAUCAUUUGGAACCUUUAGAUAUUAUGGAUCCACUUACUGAUAUAGUAUCAGAUACUGGAAGCCCUCAUGUAACUUUUCAACAAAAACAUGAUCCUUCUUCGGCUACCAGCAGCACAUUGGAUUCACCCCCUUUCGUGUGUUUUGAGGACCCAAUUACAAGCGACAAUGGGUAUGAUCAAGAGUGCGGCAACAUGUUUAUGGGAGAAUACUGGGAGAAUGACCAGAUUGAUGAGUAUGAUCAGGAGUUAGUAACAGAGAAGAACACACAUUUUGUGGAAAAGAUGGACAGCAUAGAGCAAGAUAUGUUGGAGAAGAAGUUGGUGCAUGCAGAUCAGGGUUUGCUCCAUAGAAAAGAAUUCCUGGAUGCUCUUGACAUUAUCAAUGUAAACAAGAAUUUGUUAUUGAAAGUUUUGAAUGAUCCAAGCUCUCCUUUGGCCCAACAUUUCCACAAUCAACAGGCAUUGAGUGCAAAAUUAGAAUUGACUAAAUGGGGGUCAUUCCCUUUGCCUAGCCCUUCAGGCAGAUCAUCAAAAGAAAAAGGCAAGUUGCAAAUUGGGAGUCAAUCACAGAAGUCGAUGCCAUCAAAAGUUGAGAAUGAUGUAGAUGGAAAUCUAAAACCAAACACAAAAACAGGUGAGAUACGUGAGAAUCAAAUGGCUAUCAAGCGUUACAAGGAUAUUAAACAGAAGAUACAGCAUGUUAUCAAGGAAAGUAGAAAAGAGAGGCAUCGGAUAGCUAUGGAUUCUGUACUUCACAAAAUUCCUCAUGGCAAAGGAUUUCCCAAUGAAUGGGAGAAGGAGAUUCCCAGUCAACUGAAGGAUCCUGCAGUGAAUAGAGAGGGUAAAGGUAGUCCCGAUCAAAGCAGUCAUGAGGAUGAUUAUAAUGAUGUUGCUUCCCUCAGAAAGGGUAAAAUACGUCACAUGAGAAGAACAUCAUCCCUCAAAGAAUCAAUGGACAGAUAUUGUCAGUUGUACGAGACAAGUUUUAACAGAGAAUCCAAACAGCAAAUCUCUGAGAGUGAGAGUUCCAACUUAACUACAGGAGAGAGACCUUCACCUUCAGGAAGCGCCACAAAAUCCCUGUCAAGGGUUCAUUCUUUACCUGAUCUCAAAUCAUAUAUCUAUCAAAGUGGCGACUCUUCUGGUGCUUUUUUAUCAGGAAUGAUGUCUAGGGUUUUUGAUAAACGGAGCAGGCUAGACCUUCCUAUUGAUUUGGGAAAUAAGUUGCAUUCAGACACACUUGUAGGAAGUCAAAUUGAAGAAAAAGUUGGGGAAAAUAAUUCAUGUAUUUCUGAUGAGGUUGGAUCAACACCCAUUGCUAGAUUGGAAGAAUUAAUUCGGGAUUCUCUUCCGGUCUCCAGUUUUGUAGAGGACACAACCUGCCCUGAACAGUCUUCCAUAGCAGAAGAUAUUGGAUCCAUGAAGGAAGCCAUUGCUAAACUAGAAGAACUAAUUCCAGCUACUCUGCCUGACUCUAAUUUCAUAAAUGAUACCACGAGCCCUGAACAGUUUUCCUUGGGAGAAGAUUCAGAAGUAAAGGACAGGAAUUCCUACAGACCGGAUAAUCUGGCCAAUCAGCGACAUGAGUCUGGCAUGGAUACUCCUAAAGUGGCUGCAGGUGGAGUAGAACAUGAGGAAGUGGAAUCUUUUAACACUCCUUCAGAUCACAAAACCCUGCAUCUUGAAGUAGAUGCAAAAGACAAUGCUGAAUUCAAUUACGUUAGAGAUGUACUAGAGCUAUCUGGGUUCAGUGGGAAUGAGACCCUGGCAACAUGGCAUUCCGAUGACCAGCCGGUUAACCCGUCAGUGUACGAGGAAGUGGAAGGCUGUUUGCUCCCUGAAGCUGAAUUUUCUGGAAAAGAAGUUGGAAAUUGCAGUCACCCACUUUUGUUUGAUCUAAUCAAUGAGGUACUUAUGGAGAUGUUUGGAAGAUCAUACAGCUAUUGCCCCAAGCUCUUGUCUCCCCUUUCCCACAUCAGGCCAAUGCCAUCAGGACACCAUGUUCUCGAGGAAGUCUGGACACUUAUGAGCUGGUACUUGAGCUCAAGACCAGGUUCUGAUCAGUCACUGGAUUACUUUGUGAGCAGAGACCUUUCAAAGAGUGAUGGGUGGAUGAAUCUUCAAUUUGAGACUGAGUGUGUGGGGCUUGAGCUGGAGGACUUGAUUUUUGACGACCUGUUAGAGGAAGUUUUCUAG